Messenger RNA from Mobula hypostoma (lesser devil ray), 4596 nucleotides. RefSeq names its product erythroblast NAD(P)(+)--arginine ADP-ribosyltransferase-like. The coding region runs from base 2287 to 3021 and encodes 244 amino acids. The transcript has a single exon. NCBI's taxonomy places the organism in Eukaryota, Metazoa, Chordata, Chondrichthyes, Myliobatiformes, Myliobatidae. Gene Ontology annotation, molecular function: NAD+-protein-arginine ADP-ribosyltransferase activity; NAD+ poly-ADP-ribosyltransferase activity. The record is from RefSeq and is a predicted model, not a curated record.
CUUUAUUCUAAGUUCAGGAGCAGGGGAAGAAUUUCUGAAAUUUCAUUGCGAUUAUGCACUAUGGUCUUAUUUUACCACUGAUCCUUAUCCACUAGUUGGAUCCUGAAAGACAUGGGACCGGUAUUGCCAAUUACUGCAAGGAACACGCUCCCCGAUGCACUAAAUCCCUGUUUUGCAGACUCAAUAAAAUCAUAGUUUGAACUUUCACUAAAACUCCAAUCUUUAGAAGCGAAAUCGCAAUAUCUGCACGCCAGUUUGGAACAUAAUUCCUAAUUUUUGGUGAACUCGAGAUCGGAUUCAUUCGAUCACCACACGCCUACAAGUCCACCGUUCUGGCAUCCACCCGUCUUAGACCGGGUCCUGUCAUGUCUGCCCCCAGGAAAAACGGCGAGAGAGCACGUGAAUUUCACACGGAAGCGAACUCAUACAGCAUAUACGGCACCUACGCUCAGCUCAGUGUUAGUCUCACCGUCCCCAUCUGCCCUGGGACUGAUUAGCUCGAAAUUUGCAGGGUGUCGAGUCCGUUCUGAACGGCAGGAGAUGGAGAGAAGCAAAUUGGGUGGGCCAAGCUUGAAGCAGAAUCUUGCGGCUCUAACCCCUGUUAAUGAUUGGAGUGUGAUGGGGAAGGCUUUUGUAAACUGUUUCUGAUCCAUUUCCAAUUCUCACUCUGAUAAAACGUACCAAAAUAAAGCACCUGAUCCAAAUCCCACCUAGUAUGGCUUCAGUAUGCUAUAUUGGAAACUUAACAAUGACUGGUACCUUUGCGUGCAAACGCUUGUCCAGUCAAGCUGUAAUAAUAAUAAUAAUGAUAAUGAUGAUGGUGAUUAUGAUGACAUGAUGAUGACGAUGAUCAUGAUGAUUAUGAUGAUGAUGAUGAUUAUGAUGAUGAUGAUGAUGAUGAUGAUGAUGAUAAUAAUAAUAAUAAUAAUAAUAAUAACAACAACAACAACAACAACAACAACAACAAUUUUUCCAAGUGGGUAGAUGCUUAGGGGAGGAGGAAAGAGAUUUUGAGAGAAGGUUAGGUGGGAACGAUUUCACCCGGUGGGUGUUGAGUACGUGGAAUGCACUGCCGGAAAGCGUGAUGGGAACAGAGUCGCAGAAGUCACUUCAUGAGAGAAUAACCUUUACAUGAAUCUAUCGUUAAUACCAGGACCACACCUUUGAAAGGAUGUAAUAGCACUAGAUUUAGUGGGAAGGUAGUCACCACAUCAUUGCCUGGGGCGGCAAGGUUAUUUCCUUUGAUUGCAUACCCUGGAAUGAGGGAGUUAAAAGGGACAUGGCUGAAACAUAUUCGGAAAGGAAUAUUAGUUUAGAAUAGACCGCAGGAAACCCUUCCCCAUCUCAGAGGUAGAUAAACUAGAUGUCAUAGCUCUAAGGAUAGGAGAUUUAGAGCGAUCCUGAGGGAUCCAUUCUUCAGCCAGACAGGAGUGACCAUUUGCAACACACUGCUGGAGACAGGAGUGGAAGCAGAUUAUAAACAUCAUUUGAGAAGUGCCCAGACGCAGAGUUGAAUCAUCCAGGCGUUGGUAUCAACCAGUUAACUGCUGGAAGAUAGGUUUGAUACAGUCGGUGCCCAAAAUCCGUCUUUCCAAUACAUGGAGUCAGAUAGUCCUUGUGCAGCACGGCACAGAAACAACCGAUCCUUCAGGACAAGAUCCAGAUCGGAGUUUGUUCCAUAUCGCUCCAAAAUAUCCCAUCUUAGGUCAUUCGCUCGUCAUGGUCAUGUCGUACGCUGUAGGCGAUCAUGUUCCCAUGACUGUGGUUGUUUUUGACUUUUUUUCCCCGAAUGAAUCGAUUUGCCAUUGUAUUCUUCUGAGCAAAGCCUUUACAGGCCUGGUGACCACAGCCAUUACUAUCCAUCACCUGCUCCUGUAGACCUACAUGACUCUGAUCCGGGAGCUAAGCAGGUCUUUUGCUUUUCCCCCAGCAGAUCUGCCGGCUAGCCUAAGGAUGGGGCGAGCUAUAUCUCCUUUGCUUGAGGAGAAUCUUCACUCCGUCUCUCCCUGUCCAUAUACCUGCCUUUCAGAUAUCGUCACUGCUCAUGCCCCAUCCAGUUCAGUUGACAGCAUGCUCAAUGUGGUGAAAAUACUCGGUUUCAUAUUAAAUCGCCCUCAGACCAGAGCCCUCAAGCUCUUCAUCCCCCAAUCAUGGGGAAAGGAUUAUGUGUAAUGACGCUGAUACGUGUCUCAUAAUUUUAUAAAACUCUGCAUAUCACGCUCCUUCUCGGACGGUCAAUCGAACAGCGUCCUGUCUCGUUGGACCCUUCUGUAUAACGCAGCUGACAUGUCCGACAUGUUGGCCAUCGAAUAUCUCGCAAAGGAGCGCAGAAUUAAUAAAACGCUUGACGACGCGUGGAGGGAGGCACUUUCCCUACGACUAAACGACACGCGGCUGAGCAAGGUCCCAGUGCCCCGGGGGCUCAGUGAACAACACGUUGUGGCCUUAAUUGCCUACACGCUUCCUGGUAAUUUCUACGGCGUGUUCAAUGCGGCGACGAGGAUGUACAGGGCUAACGACUCCGUCUACGCGGAGAAAUUUCCUUUCAAAGGAUUCCAGUAUCUUCUCUCUGUUGCCAUCGAGCGGCUGAGAGAGGACUUGGGUAAGACACCCCAGCCGACCUACAGAAGAAUACAGGUGAAAUCCUUUGGUGAGGUGGGAUCCAGAAUGAAAUUUGGUUGUUUUGCUUCGUCCUCUCGCAAAAAAGGGAACAAGAAGUUCGGCACAAAAACAGUAUUUACAAUUUUUUCUCAGUACGGUGCCCAGAUAGAAAAUUACUCGUUUUACCCCAAUGAGGAAGAGGUUCUGAUUCCGCCAUAUGAAGCGUUCAAAAUCACGCGUUACGAACCGCGUACCGACGGGGUUGAUAUUUCUCUCCGAACGGACGGGCUGGCUGGGAUCCGGGUAAGGGUGGAGAGGGGCAGUGAAGGCGAGAUGACUGUCGUGCGGUGUGAGGGGACCGCAAUUUUCGCAAUGGUGUGGUUGUCCAUCCUGGCGCUGUUGGCUCACUUUUCGAUGUGAUUUAUGCGUAGAAUGUUCGUACUUCCGGUUAGAACUUCAUCUAAGAUUGACACAGAUCGUGGGGAAGGAUGCUGGGUUAACUAGCAGAUUUGAUAACGAGCGCCUUCAGUGUAGAGAAAAAAAAACUUAUUCUAACAUUUCAUGUCCCAAAUUAUACUUUUGUUUUUGAUUUGAUAAAGGCAGGUGCAUCAGUUAGUAAAUUCUUCCACUCUUGGUAUUCACUAUUUCAAUCGUUUUCCAUUCUUCUCUCAUUUGUCCAGCGUUAUUUGAUAUGGCAACGUUGUGUCCUCACAUGUCUCUGCGUGCCCCUCAUCAUUGGGUAUAAUUGUCCUUAUUACCUGGGUUUCAUCACCUAAGUUACAGAGGAGGGUUGAACAAGUUGAGUCUUUAUUCUUUGGAACGUAUAAGGUUCAGGGGGGAACUGAUAGAGGUGUUUAAAAUUAUGAGGGGGAUAGAUAGAGUUGACGUGGACAGGCUUUUUCCAUUGAGAGUGGGGGAGAUUCAAACAAGAGGACAUGAGUUGAGAGUUAAAAUGCAAAAGUUUAGGGGUAAGAUAAGGAGAAACUUCUUCAGCUGUGUGGAAGGAGCUUCCAGCAGAAGUGGUUAAGGUAGGUUCGAUGUUGUCGUUUAAAGUUAAAUUGGACAGGAAAGGAAUGGAGGGUUAUGGGCUGAGUGCAGGUCGGUGGGACUAAGUGGGAAUAAGAAUUCGGCACGGACUAGUAGGGCCGAGAUUACCUGUUUCCGUGCUGUAAUUGUUAUAUGGUUAUAUGGUUGAUCCGUCACCCGUUUAUUCCGAGUGAAAAUUCAUAGCUAUGGGCAAACAAAAGUUCUUAAAGUUAUGCGAUUGCGCAACUUCAAGCUUGCUUGCUGAGACUAAAGAUAACAUCGCCCUUGCGCUCUUGACUACCCUAGCUACCCUAUCUUCAAUAACUUUCAUUUCAUUCCACAUCUACCAUCUCAUCUACUCCCAGAAUCUUGCCACACGCUAUGUGUCUUCCAGCCUCUUCAGUCCUUUGAAAAUGGAUUCACACCGGCCACCGCCCGGCAAACACUUUUCCGAUGACAUUUCAUCUGCUUCUUCGCUACCAGUCUCAGUUAUUGGACAAUAUCGUCCAGCGGGCAGAGACGGAACUUGCAACAAUAGCGCUAUUCCUGGUUCCUCGAAGAUAUUAUUAUUGGCGACCAAACCCUCUUAAGUGCACAUCAAAACCCGUGGGGUGUAAAUUGUUUCGGGAUAUUUCAGUUUUCUAAAUUGGACAUCAGAGUGAUUUAAGGAAAGGGAACUGGACAGGCUCCUGGCUUGUUCACCCGGGCAAUGCAGAUGCAUCACUGAGAUAGGACAUCGAAUCGCAGGUUAAAAAAAGGGGCACUAGUGUGUGAAACGAAAUGCCUUCAGUCCAAAACCGUUCAAAACCCGGGUGUAAUGUUGAUUAAUGUCCUUAAGUAGUGUUACAUUAGGAUUAUUAUAAGCCUCUUAUGUCUAUCUUUACAGAUGAUAUCAAAUCGCUGGAGAUUAUUUGACUUCUUAUCUGUAGAUUACUUAAUUGUGAGCUUCUACCUAUCAUCUAUUAAUAA